AUGCUGCGUCUCCCCGGUCUCCUGACGCGUCGCUGCGUCACCCCAGCCAAUGCUUUACCGAAGAAGGCGCUCUUCUCCUCUGCUGCGUCGCUCGAAUCGCUGGCUGCAAAGUCCAUGGCCACAGCCUUCCGUCAGUCCGGACACUUGCAAGCGGAUCUGGACCCGCUCCAGCUCCAGCAACGCACGGCUGUCCCCAGUUUGACCGUUGACAACUUUAAGCCGCUAUUGACACGUCCUUUAUCAGCCACAGACUUGGCUGGUGUCGUGUCUGUCCCUGCAGUAAACGGACAACAGCUCUACGACGAAUUACAGCGCAUCUACUGUGGCAAAACCGGGUUUGAAUUCGAACAUCUCAACUCGAUCGAGGAGAAAAGGUGGCUGGCAAAUGCUGCUGAGACGCUAGCAACAAGCGAAGUGUCUCCUUCUGACCUGCGCAAUGCAUACUCGAGCAUGCUACGUGCCGACGUGUUCGAGAGCUUCAUGGCCAAGAAGUUCUCAUCUUUCAAAAGAUACUCAGGCGAAGGAGCCGAGUCCAUGCUACCCGCAGUGGAGACUGUAUUGCAAGCGUGUACUACGUCGGGUGUGUCGGACGUAGUGAUCGGUAUGCCUCAUCGUGGACGUCUUGCCCUUCUUGUUGGAUCUCUCGAAUACCCGGCACACAAAAUCUUCCACAAAGUGAAAGGAUACUCGGAGUUCCCCGACACUUUCCGUGGCAUUGAUGACGUAUCGUCACAUAUCGCCACUACCGUAGACAAGAAAUACGCCGACAAAAAAGUGCACGUGUCAUUAGUGCACAAUCCGUCGCAUCUGGAGAUUAUCAAUGCUGUUGCAACUGGUAAAGUUCGUGCCAAGAAUGAUGGUGACUCGAGCACCAACGCAAUGGCAUUGCUACUUCACGGUGACGCAGCAUUCGCUGGCCAGGGUUGUGUGCCCGAAGCGUUGGCGCUUUCUCAACUUCCAGACUUCCAGACUGGAGGAUCGGUGCAUAUCGUGGUGAAUAACCAGGUGGGGUACACGACCACGUACCCGGACGGUCGUGCGACGCGGUAUGCGUCGGAUAUCGCCAAGAGUAUCGAAGCACCGAUUCUACACGUAAACGGUGAGAGCAUUGCGGACGUGAUCCGUGCGUGUCGUCUUGCUGUAGCCUACCGUAACCAGUUCCACAAGGACAUUGUCAUCGAUUUGAUCACAUUCCGUCGUCACGGACACAACGAAGUGGACGAGCCACGCUUCACACAGCCGAAAAUGUACGAGCGAGUGGACCAAGCGGAUCGAUUCCCCGUGAAAUUCGCUCACGAACUGGAGAGUGUUGGUCUUGUGUCACGUACGAGUUUUGAGAAGACUAUCGAGCGUCUGAAUGAGCAUCUGGAGAGCGAAUUGAAGAUGGUUACGGGAGAACCAGGCUAUAGACCCACAGAGAUCGACGCGUUUAAGGGCAAGUGGGCGACGAUGAUGCAACCAGAACCUGAAGAUCUGUACGUCAACAUGGAUACUGGUGUGGAGAUCGACAACUUGAUCCAAGUCGGACUGGCUUCUGUGGAGCUGCCUGAGAGGAUCCAGCCACAUGGUCGUCUACAGCGUACGCACAUCAAGUCACGACAGAAAAUGCUGCAAGUGAAGGACGGAGAAACCCCCGGAGACUUGCGUGUUGACUGGGCUACAGCUGAAGCCAUGGCGUUCGGAACUUUGAUGCAAGACGGCCACUCGGUGCGUCUUGCUGGACAAGACUGUCGACGUGGCACGUUUAGUCAAAGACACGCCUCGUUCACAGACCAGAAGACAGAAGAGCGAUACUUCCCACUGCAACAUCAUUUGCCUAAGACAUCGGAGACUGUUGGGAAGCUCAGUGUGAUCAACAGCAAUCUGUCCGAGCUGGCCGUCAUGGGCUACGAGUACGGCUACAGUGUGGAGAGUCCCGAGAAUUUGGUCAUCUGGGAGGCUCAGUUCGGCGACUUUUUCAACGGCGCUCAGAUCGUGAUUGACCAGUUCUUGUCAAGUGCAGAGUCCAAGUGGAUGCGUCAAUCCGGUCUCAUGUUGUUGCUGCCUCACGGCAACGAUGGAGCCGGCCCAGAUCACUCCAGUGGCCGCGUGGAGCGCUUCUUGCAGCUUGUGGACACUCCUGCGUUGACGCCACGCUCAUCUGUCAAAGAAUCCGAGACGGAACCGGUAUGGAAACAGUACCAACACGACACCAACAUGAUCGUCGUGAACGUGACUACGCCGGCCAAUUUCUUCCACCUGCUGCGUCGUCAGCAGCAUCGCUCGUUCCGUAAACCUGUGAUCAUUAUGGGGCCCAAGAUGCUGCUACGUCUUGCUGAUGCCACCUCGCCGCUGUCCGAGAUGGGGCCACACACAGCCUUCCAGCCAGUUCUCUCGGACCCGACGAUCACGGACGCGUCGCAGGUCAAGAAGGUGUACUUCUGCUCCGGUAAAUUCUACUACGAGCUGGCCAAGGAGCGACUUGCACGUUGCAAGAAUCCCGACACCAUCGCACUCGUUCGUGUGGAAGAACUGGCGCCGUUCCCGUUCGAGCAAGUGGCUGGAGAACUCGCCAAGUUCGACAAUGCCAAGAAGUUCGUAUGGGUGCAGGAAGAACCGCUGAAUCAAGGAGCAUGGACGUACGCUCAAGCGCACAUUGAGAAGCUGCUGGGCAAGAAACAGCACCUGGAGUUCAUUGGACGUGAUAGCCUCGCUGCCCCCGCUGUCGGCUUGUCCAAGCGCUCACAUGAACAACUGGAGGUGGUGCUGACUGAAGCGUUCGGCCCACAGAAGUAA
Molecule: messenger RNA, 2775 nt
Organism: Phytophthora infestans T30-4
Lineage: Eukaryota; Oomycota; Peronosporomycetes; Peronosporales; Peronosporaceae
Product: 2-oxoglutarate dehydrogenase E1 component, putative
Exons: 1
Coding region: 1-2775 (924 amino acids)
Biological process (GO): tricarboxylic acid cycle
Molecular function (GO): oxoglutarate dehydrogenase (succinyl-transferring) activity; thiamine pyrophosphate binding
Source: RefSeq, a predicted model, not a curated record